Molecule: messenger RNA, 1530 nt
Organism: Coprinopsis cinerea okayama7#130
Lineage: Eukaryota; Fungi; Basidiomycota; Agaricomycetes; Agaricales; Psathyrellaceae
Product: cytochrome P450
Exons: 12
Coding region: 1-1530 (509 amino acids)
Molecular function (GO): heme binding; monooxygenase activity; iron ion binding
Source: RefSeq, a predicted model, not a curated record
AUGUCGCUUCUAACCCUCCUUGGGAUGGGCUUUUCUGCCUGGUUGGCGUAUCAAUGGGCGCUCUUUCGGAUUUCAGAGAAGAAACUUAGGCACAUACCAACUGUAGGCGGGGAUGGAUUCAUCUCCUCGUAUCUUUCAGCAUGGAGGUAUCUGAAGCAUGGAAGAGAGAUCAUUCAAGAAGGAUACGAAAAGUACCCCGGGACAGUGUUCAAAGUCGCUACUCUCGCAACGCCAAACCGGUGGAUGAUUGUCGCAAAUGGAGCCAAUAUCGUCGACGACAUUCGCAAAUCCAACGAAGAAGAGCUGUCUUUCCACGAAGCUGCUAACGAAAUCUUUCACAACAAAUACCUGUUUCCCAAGGACACGGGUCACCCCAGAUCAAAACACUAUCACGUAGAGGUCAUUCGAGGGCCUUUAACGAAAGGCUUCCCCGGGAGAUUCGAUGACAUCAAGGAGGAAAUUGAAGCAUCUUUGCGGGACCUAAUGCCAGCUACAAAAGAUUGGACAGGUUACCCGGUUCAUAAAUCAUUCCUUUCUGUCGUAUGUCGCACCACAAAUCGUCUGUUCGUCGGAAUUCCUCUUUGCCGAGAACCUGAUUAUCUUCGAAUCAACGAAACCCUCACCAUUCACCUGUUCACUGUGGGCGGCAUACUGAACCUUAUCCCGAGCUUCUUGCGCCCAAUCGUUGCGCCUUUGCUCUCAAAGUUCCCAGCGGAGACCGAACGGGCGAAGAAGUACCUCGAACCGCUCAUCAAUGAAAGGAAGGAACUGGAUGCGAAGUUUGGUCCCAAAUGGGAAGGAAGACCGAACGACCUGAUCUCGUGGCUCAUAGACGUUGCGCCAGAGGAGGAUGGCUAUGGGCACUUGGACGACUUGGUCUUGCGGAUUCUCACAAUCAACACUGCAUCCAUCCAUACUACCACUAUCACUGUGUCCAACGUACUAUUUGACCUCGCCGCACACCCAGAGUACAUUGGCCCACUACGAGAGGAGAUUGAAGAAACAAUUAAUCGAUAUGGUUGGACAAAGGAGUCUAUGGUCAGGAUGCAUAAGCUGGACAGCACCAUCAAGGAGAAUAGUCGAAGAGCUGGAUUGGGAGCAGCAAUCAUGCACAGAAAGACCAAGGUCGAUUUUAAGCUCUCGAAUGGGGUGGUGAUUCCGAAAGGCUUCAGAAUGGUUGUUGCUUCCGGUCCCACUCAUUCUGAUCCUAAUCUCUACGAGGACCCUCAAGGCUUCCAUCCCUUCCGGUUCGUCCAAUCGGGGGAAGACAAAUCGGGACCUACGCACAAACUGAGAAACCCCAGUAUGGUCGCACUGGAUCCUAACUAUGUUCUAUUCGGUGGCGGACGUUUUGCUUGCCCUGGUCGAUGGUUCGCCGUGAACGAGAUCAAGGCGAUGUUGUGCUACAUGCUCAUGAACUAUGACUUCAAGCUGGCCGGUGAUAAGCCUCCUGAGCCGAGGUGGUUUGGACAUGCUCGCGCCCCGAAUACGAUGGCGGAGCUCUUGUUCCGGAAGCGUCAAAUUGAGUAA